CAAUCAGGUUUAGUUAUGCUCAACCCCAACUUACCAUAUGUUGACAGUAUUUUUAAUCUCAUUUUUAGGAGGAAAGAAAGUAGUUUCUGUUUUUACGGGCGCAAAACCAAACUAGGAUUUACAAUCACUCUCCAGUUCACACGGAUUCUUUCUAUUUUUUCUCUGCGCAAAACAAAGGUUUUUAAAGUCAUGAGACUGCAGCAUAUAGCAAGUAUUCUGAACGGUUGCUUAGAAUGUAUUUUAUUUGGCGGCGUCAUUUUCGGUUGGCCUUCUCUGGAAUAUAUUUUAAAACAUGAAGGAUAUUUCACCUGCUUAUGUGAAAAGAACUCCACUCUGUCGGAAGCAACAACCGAACAAUGUGACGAAAGUUACAAAAUGUUUAAUUUGGUUUUUACGAUAGCGCUUGCCCUAUCUCAAACCAUUUUACCUUUCGGCGGAUACGUGUUUGAUCGAUUUGGUACGUGGACACAUCGCGGGGUUGCUGUCCUCUUACUUACAGCGGCCGCUACCUGCCUUGCUUUGUCGACCGUGGAUACAUCUAUCUUACUCUUCCCAUCAAUGCUUGUAUUCGCCAUCAGUGGAUUCAGCGUUUUAAUGUCCAAUAUUCAGCUCGGAAACUUAGCAGGCAAAGCGCGGGCAUCAAUCAUCACAUUACUGAACGGUUCUUUUGAUUCUGGGACAUUUGUGUUUCUUAUGUUUAAGAUAGCUCAUGAUUUAGGUCUAGAUUGGAAACUAAUGGCAAAGGCAUAUGCGGUGUUUACUAUCCUCCCGUGGAUUUCAACCUUUAUUCUAAUGCCAAGGAAACGGUUUGCAAGCCCAUCAAAUACCAACGAUUCUGACAUUCCCGCAUACGGCGUUUUUGAAAUCAAGACUUUCCUCAAAGAAAUAUUUCAAUCAAAACCAAGAGUUGCGAAUCAAGCCGAAGACGGUAAUGAAGAAACUAACAAAUUCGAACAAAAACUGGCGACGAAAAUCGAUCAAGUUUCAGAAGAGGCUGUUCGGGACACAUCGGAAAUAAGUUUAAAACAAUGUUUAAAGUCGCCCAUGUUUUGGUCAGGGCAAUUCUACUUUUGCCUUCUUAACCUACGAAUUAUAUUUUUCCUCGGGAGUUUUUCAACUUGGCUUGCAAGUUUUCAAAGCGAUGCAAACGUCAGUAGACUGACUGACAUAUUCAGCAUUCUUCUUGUACUUGCAAUAUUCGUUUCCCCUGCGAACGGCUUAAUCACGGAUGGUACAGUUUACUUUUCUGAAAAACGAGGCUGCAGUAAACUCAAAUCAACUUGGAACGGUUUAUUCGCUUCAACUUUCGCCACAAGCUUGCUGGCUGUUUUAUUUUCAAUCACAGUUGCCUUUAAACAGACGUAUGCAUCAUUUGUUCUUUUGGUCAUCACGCGAUCGUUCGUUUAUGCAAGUAAUACAGCGUUCGUGUCAAUUGCUUUUCCAUCCGGACAUUUUGGCAAGCUAUAUGGCAUCAACAACUUAAUCGCUGGGAUAUCCGGUUUUCUGCAAUAUGGACUUUUUUCUAUCGGUAUCGCAGUAGACCGAAAUUUCAGAAUUACUAAUUUUGUCAUGAUCCUCAUGUCCGCUUGUACUUUUGUACAUUCUGUUAUGGUGUACAGAAAGUCUCGUAAAACUCCAUAACAACACAUGUGCUGCCAAAUACCAUCGAAUGAAAUGUACUUUGCACCUAAGGCAGAGUUACUGAGAUGAGUUGUGUUUUAUGUUUUACUGUUUUACUGUUUUUAAAAUCCUUGUUUAUUUUAUCGAUUUUUGUGAUACAUUUUGAUGUUUUUAUGACAAGUCAACCGACUGUAUGAAUAAAAAUAAAAAAGAACCAUUAAAAUUUACUUUUAUCGUUAAGGCACAUAUACUGGUUUAAAAAGACAACGGGCGUUUUGUGCCGUCGCAGAACUUUAGAUCUUUAGCACUACAAGCGGAUGCUUUUUUAAUCCAUCAUUAUACGUGGGUGGCGCACGAGAGGCAAAUCUUUGUCUUGCAAAUUCAGGUCGGGCAGUAUAUGGCAAAAUAUAUGACUAUGUCAAAUGACAUAUUAAGGGCGGGUAUACGU
Molecule: messenger RNA, 2068 nt
Organism: Ciona intestinalis (vase tunicate)
Lineage: Eukaryota; Metazoa; Chordata; Ascidiacea; Phlebobranchia; Cionidae
Source: RefSeq, a predicted model, not a curated record